Molecule: messenger RNA, 3181 nt
Organism: Misgurnus anguillicaudatus (oriental weatherfish)
Lineage: Eukaryota; Metazoa; Chordata; Actinopteri; Cypriniformes; Cobitidae
Source: RefSeq, a predicted model, not a curated record
CCACCCCCCCCUCAAAGUAUUCAUAACAGAAGUGGUCGUAAGUGGACAAAAGAGACGGAUUUAAAUACCAGGUGUAAACGUAAUGUGUCUUUCUCUUCCACAUGUGAUCUGAUCGAUGAAAACACAUCUUAAUACCAAGUGUAAACAGCCCCUAUUUCAUCAAUGAUUAUUCCUCUCGCAACCACCUCGUUUGCUCUUUCCACCCUAUACAAAAAAUCAUGGUCGCGUUAUUCAUUCAGGAUGCAGAGAGAAACAUGACCGACAACAUCCCUUACCCCCCAGACAGCAAGCCUCUACAUUUGCCAUGGAUAUAAUUUUGACUAUGUGACGGUGUGUGAGAGAAUCAAACCCCAUCCCCACUAACGAAACACAAAAUAUGUAUACUAAUAAAAUAAAACAAAAAGUAGAAGUAAAAAGAGAAAAAAUAAAGAAAAAACCCAAAAAGAGCAAAUACACGCGCUCACAAUCAAGAAGCCCUCACACACAUCACAAACGCCCACGCAUGCGCACGAGAGAGAGAGAGAGAAAGAAGAGAGAGUUCAGGAAGUGAGAUGAGAUGUGUUGUGGUUUCAGCAGAUAAAUCAGACAAACUUCUGCUCAACUGAACAUUUCUCUGCUGAUGUCUUCUGAUCUUUUACUCAGUAUGAGGACAAUUGUUGGUUUUAUUCUGUUAAUCCACCUGACAACUUCUAAGAGUAAUUCUCCCAGUAAUGUAGUUGCUGAAUGUAAUCAGACAUGGAAUCAUGCACCUUCUGAUUUUAUAAGGGAACAUACGUUCAACCCUUCACCCUUACACAGUCUGUCUCUGAAAGUGAAUGAAUGUGAAAACUCUCUCUCUAUCAACUGGUCGGUUAACAUUGAUGGCAGCAUCCAAAGCCUUGAAAGAACAUGGAUAAAAGUGUUGGAUCCUCUUGAUUUAAAAUAUAUAUGUAAAUACCAGCCUCCAUUUACCUCAGAGCAGAAUAAUCUCACUGGAAUACAGCAGUUACAUUUCAGUUUGACUGUUGAAAAUGUUUCUGUUGAUCCUGAAACCGAGUAUAAUGUCCUUGGCUAUAAUCUUCCCCCUCCACCCAGUGAAUCACCAGGGGAUUACAUGAAGAGAAGCGUUUAUGAAACUCAAGGAUGUGAAAUAAGAAAGAAACCAUUGUGCGAUCCAUGGGAUGCUAAUGUUUCUUCAAUCCUUUAUGAUGAAAAGAUAGCUGUGAAGUUUUUUACCACUUCAAUGACUGAUAGGUACCUCGUUGAACUCAGGGACGAAACUGAUAUAUUGAACUCUACUUUAAUAAAGGAGGUGGGAAAAGAAGAAAAGCUUAAAGUUGAACUGACAUACUCUGGGACCUGUAAAGACUUCAUGAUAUGGAUCAUCCCAUUCAUUGAAAACUGUGAGGAUUUACACUGUUGUACUGUUAAACAUGAAGUGAAGUGUACAAACAGCUCAGGACUGGCUGUCGCUGUUGCUGUUGGAUGUGUGCUAGUGUUUCUUCUUGUUGUGUUCGUCUGCUACUUCAUGCGUCGGAUGUUUGUAUGGGGUCACAGCAGUGGCUCAGAGCUCACCACAUGCGUUCAGGUGUUGGUUGUGUAUCCUGCAGUAGAUGGUGUAUUUCAGCACAAAGUGAUGCUCCUGGCAGAGUCAUUGCAGAGCUGUGGAGAUAUAAGAGUCGUGAUUGACACCUGGGACAGAGGAAGUUUAUCAGAACAAGGUCUAAUCCGCUGGCUUCACACGGAGGCUGAACUCGCUGACAAAAUUCUCUUCGUCUUACCACCUCAACAUCCACUUACUGAAGACAUAAAAGUGAAUCCACACCACACUGUUUCAGCCUCUGCCAGCAGUCUUUUCGCCUUGGCCCUUAACCUGGUUACCAGCUCAGCCCACGACCCACACAAGCUGGACAAGUUUUGGGUCAUCGACCUGGAGCAGAAUGAGGAGAAGAGGAAGGUGCCUGUUGAACUGAGAGGCUGUGGGAUGUUUGUUCUGCCUCGAGAUCAGCAGAAGCUUCAUCAGAAGAUCUCAAACCGAACAAACCUCCAGAGAUCAGUGCAGAUAAGAUGCUUCAAUAAUUUCCCAUGAAAUAAACCAGCUGGGGAAGUGAAACCAACCUUUACUGGAUCAGUACAGUAUUAGCACAGAACAAAGUCUUCAACUCUUUGCAUGAUAUGAGCAGAUGAGCACCAUACAGUAGUUGUGAAGGUCCAUACAAUACUAACAUUCAUCUUUAUUUUUAUUUCAAGCCAUUCUUUACUAUAUUGUGUAUCGCUCUGCAAUCUCUAGACAUAUAUUAUCUACAGUAUAAUACAUAAGCUAAUAAAUCAUUUCCAUAAAUCAAUCAGCUUCAUUUAUUUUGUAAUGAUCAUUAGCAAUUCAACACAGUUUUAGUAUAUAAGAUAAGUUUAGUCCUGCUAUAUGAGUGAAAACAAAAUUUCUUUAACAUGCUACAUCUGUUCUUCAGUAGCAAAGUUUGCAUCAUCACAAUUGUUUAAAAUCAAUAUGAAUAAACAAAAGGUCUAAUAUCACAAACACCAGACUAUUGGAUAGUUAAAGAUAAUAAUAUUGCUCACGACGUGAACAAUGAAUUUCGUUGAUAUUUUUGCUAUAUUUAUUGCUAUAGUUUUCAAUAUAGCUCUGAUAAAAAAUCCAACUGACAGGCAAAAUAAGGUUAAGCUACACCCCAAAAAGGCAGAUAGAAGACUGUACCAUUUUCAAACUUUUAACUUUUAAGUCAUAUACUGAUAUCCACAUGAUAAAGGGGUCUUAGCUGAACAUAAUAACAUCAAUGUUUAAAAUAUUUAAAUUUUAUUAAAGUGUAUUAUGAGGAAAAACCAAAGGCAUGACUGUGAUGCUGGUGCACAUCUUGUAUGUGAUGUAACAAAACAUGAAAUAUUUAUAAUAUGUAAUGAGAAUGUUUACAUGUAACAUAAGAUAAAGUAUUGUACAGACCCAAGUAAACAUUUUAAAAGCAGGUCUGUUGUCUGUGCCCAACUUUCUUUUUAUGGUAAUGAUGACCUUGGCACGUAAUUGCUCAAUUGCUAAUGUACAUUUAUUUUCCAGUACUACCAUUUAUGCUGUAUACCUGAUAAGCUUCGGUUUUAGUUAUGUACUGCCUUUAUUAAUGUGUAUCUACAUGAUUGCUAAUGUAUGGUAACCCAUAUUUGAAAAAAAAGCCUUUUACAUUAAAAUUUGUUU